AAUUCACCAUUCGACAGUCAUAGAGCGCUCUCUUCAAAUCGAUUCGCAUAAGAUAAGCCAAACAUCUCUCUCUGACAACCAAGGAUGAAAGCCAUAGUGAUCACCACACCCGGUAGCCCAGAGGUGCUGCAACUACAAGAAGUAGAAGACCCACAAAUCAAAGAUGAUGAGGUCUUGAUCAAGGUCGAGGCCACCGCUCUUAACCGGGCUGAUACUAUCCAAAGGCAGGGCAAGUACCCACCUCCCAGAGGCGCCAGUCCCUACCCGGGUCUUGAAUGUUCCGGUACCAUCGAAGCCACUGGGAAAUUCGUUUCUCGCUGGAAAGUGGGGGAUCAUGUGUGUGCUCUUCUUAGUGGAGGAGGCUACGCUGAGAAAGUGGCGGUUCCAGCAGGACACGUUCUUCCCAUCCCUUCUGGCAUUUCAGUCAAGGAAGCUGCUGCUUUUCCAGAGGUGGUGUGUACUGUUUGUUCGAGUGUUUUUAUGACCAGUCGGCUUUCUGCCGGAGAAACGUUUCUGGUUCAUGGGGGCUCUAGUGGAAUAGGUACAUUUGCAAUUCAGAUAGCUAAGGUCCGAGGGGUCAAGGUCUUUGUCACUGCAGGGAGUGAGGAUAAAUUGGCUGUAUGCAAGGAACUUGGAGCUGAUGUGUGCAUCAACUACAAAACAGAGGAUUUCGUUGCUCGAGUCAAGGAAGAAACCGGCGGAAAAGGUGUUGAUGUUAUUCUGGAUUGUAUGGGAGCAGCCUACUUUCAGCGGAACCUCGAUAGCUUAAAUUUUGAUGGGCGGCUUCAUAUCAUAGGCUUGAUGGGUGGAGCUGUGACAGAAUUUAAUCUGGGUUCUUUGUUUGCAAAGCGCCUCACAGUGCAAGCGACUGGCUUGCGAAUGAGAAGUCCAGAAAACAAAGCAGAAAUUGUGAAUGAGGUGGAGAAGAAUGUUUGGCCUGCUGUUGUUGCAGGGAAGGUGAAGCUUCUGGUCUAUAAGCAAUUUCCCCUAUCUGAGGCAGCAGAGGCCCACCGGCUUAUGGAAAGUAGCCAACAUAUUGGGAAGAUCCUUCUUAUCCCCUGAUGCUAUGGAAAGACAUGGCUUAGCUAUUGCUGUCUGCUAUAAUGUACUUUGGGAAUAAAAUGAGACUGAUGGGUUAUUUUGUAUGCAGUUAUUAAUUUGAGUGCUUCCAAAAUUACAGCUGUUAUUGAAUAGAAAUUAUACAAAAAUUACAUAAUGGGUGUUUUUAAUGUCA
Molecule: messenger RNA, 1234 nt
Organism: Hevea brasiliensis (rubber tree)
Lineage: Eukaryota; Viridiplantae; Streptophyta; Magnoliopsida; Malpighiales; Euphorbiaceae
Exons: 6
Coding region: 85-1062 (325 amino acids)
Molecular function (GO): oxidoreductase activity
Source: RefSeq, a predicted model, not a curated record